Messenger RNA from Acromyrmex echinatior (Panamanian leafcutter ant), 936 nucleotides. RefSeq lists its product as hypothetical. Lineage: Eukaryota; Metazoa; Arthropoda; Insecta; Hymenoptera; Formicidae. The record is from RefSeq and is a predicted model, not a curated record.
ACGCGCGCGCGUGCUGGACCUGCGUGUGAUCUUUUACCGCGUCUCUCGCCUCGCCGCGCCACGUCGCAUCACGUCGCGUCACGUCCCGCGCUCUCGUUCGUGUGCAGCAUCCGCGUACGUUUUCCCGUGUAGGCACGCACGGUGCACCUGCGCGAUCGAUUCCCGAGGGAAAAGAGAGAAGAAGAAAAAAUGCAGCUGACGACCUGUUGCAGAUGUUGUUCCUUGAAAACGGGAACAAUUUUCAGUGGAGUAUGUGGCAUCGUACUAGCUGUGCUUUUCCUGAUCCUGAUCUUCACGGCGAACGUAGAAUGGAAAACGAUAAUCGUCGACAUUCUAGACAAGACAGCCGUAAAGAUCAUCUUCGCCAUCAACCUCUGCAUGACCAUCCUCAUCUCUACAUUACUCAUAAUCGGUGCUUUAAGGAAAAAUACAUUUAUGAUGCUUCCAUGGGUGGUUCUGGGUCUUAUGCUAGCCGUCGCCUUUCUUGUGAGCGUCCUUUACACUGCAAUUAUGUUCUUAGUAAACGGCGAAGUUCUUAACGGCGUUCUUUGGCUCGUAUUUGGCCCAAUUGCCGUCGCAAUAUACACGUACAUGUGGCUGGUGGUGUACAGCUAUUUCCAGCAACUGAAGAUCGAGAAGAUGAGCAAAAGAAUGGGUCCUUAUGGAAAGCCGUACAAUUACCGACGAGCAUGAGAUUGAAUGUGUAGAUACGCGAUUGCAGAGGCCUGUCAGCGAAAGCGAUCGUGGAGAACGGUAUGACGACCGCAGCAACCGCUACCGCUCGUAUAAACAUUUACAAACUCGUCGACUCACGACACGUUGUUAGAAUCGGUUGCAAGUUGCAGCGGUUUAUAUCGUUUUUGCCAAUAAUAAGUAUCUUUGCACGGAGAGAACAAUUUUGCUGAAGUAUCUAAAAAUUUAAAUAGAUUACAAAUG